AGAGCCAGAAAAAUCAUCAGAAGAACUAAUGUCUUCAGAAAUGCCACCAGAAAACCUUUCAUCAGCCAAGCUUACUGAUGUGGAAGAAAACACAAAAUCCAGCGUUGAUCUGAAAGCAAUGAAAGAAUCAACACUGGAAAAAAUGAAGGGUAUUGAAGCUAUGUCAAAAAGACAAAGAAAGAAGCUAAUGAAGCAGAAACAGUGGGAAGAACAGAGGGACUUGCGCAAGAAGAAGCGUAAAGAAAAACGCUUGAAGAGAAAACUGGAGCGCCGGUCUCAACUGGAAUCAAGCAACGAAGGAAGCAUCAGGAAGCAUAUGCGUCGGGAUGUUGUUCCUAGUACCCUUCGCCUUAUAAUAGACUGCAGUUUUGACAGUUUAAUGGAGCUAAAGGAUGUCAAGAAACUGCACAAGCAAAUUCAGAGGUGUUAUGCCGAAAAUCGUAAAGCUCUUCAUCCUGUACUGUUUUACUUGACAAGUCAUGGAGGCCAACUGAAAGACAACAUGGAUGAAACUGACAAAGGUUGGAUAAACUGGAAGGAUAUCCACAUUAAACCAGAGCACUAUAGUGAAUUGGUGAAGAAGGAAGACCUUGUGUACCUUACAUCAGACUCUCCUGAUGUCCUGAAUGAACUAGAUGAGUCCAAAGCAUAUGUCAUAGGUGGCUUGGUGGAUCACAAUCAUCACAAGGGCAUCACAUACAAAAGAGCACAAGAACUGGGAAUAAGUCAUGCACAACUUCCCCUGGGGAUCUUUGUAAAAAUGAACAGCAGGAAAGUUCUGGCAGUGAAUCAUGUGUUUGAGAUAAUACUUGCGUACCUGGAGAAAAGAGUGUGGGAAGAAGCAUUUUUCACUGUCUUGCCACCACGGAAAGGAGCCAAACCACUGAAGGAAAUAACUGAUGCCUCCAUGUGCAAGCUAAAAGAGUCAGUAGAGGUUCAAGAUGAAGAGUCUGAUAGUGACUAACCUCCAGUGGGAAUAUGCAUGAAAGUAUCAUGGACUAUGAGGGGAGGAAGUUGGAUUGAA
Messenger RNA from Euleptes europaea (tarantolino), 1024 nucleotides. RefSeq names its product tRNA methyltransferase 10A (gene TRMT10A). Gene Ontology annotation, molecular function: tRNA binding. Bases 29 to 964 code for a protein of 311 amino acids. The record is from RefSeq and is a predicted model, not a curated record. NCBI's taxonomy places the organism in Eukaryota, Metazoa, Chordata, Lepidosauria, Squamata, Sphaerodactylidae. Gene Ontology annotation, biological process: tRNA N1-guanine methylation. The transcript is spliced from 7 exons. Gene Ontology annotation, cellular component: nucleoplasm; nucleus; cytosol.